AUGGCGAGAUGGGCGGUUUGCUAAAAGUUUCGUCAUAUUCCUAGUGGUAGUUUAAUAUAGUGCUCGCGUAUUCUAAAUACCCACAAUGAGACACAAGUAGAAUAAUUAAGUGACCAAAAACCUGUGAUAAAUCCAUUUGAACACGGCACUUUCAACACACUUUCUAAUAGAAUUCAGUGUAGCGAAUAUUGAGAAAAGACCGGAGAGAGUAAACCCUUUAAUAUGAUGGAAAACAAGGAAUUUGAAAAGGAUUUAGAAGUUCCUAGUUCAAGUAGCAAUUGUGCAGAGAGGAAAGAGCCUUUUUGGAUCUUCGGCUAUGGAUCUUUGUGUUGGAAUCCUGGCUUUGAAUACCAGCAAGCGGUGACGGGUUAUGUGAGAGGUUUUUCCCGAAGAUUUUGGCAGGGGAACACCACUCAUCGUGGCACAGAUUCGAAGCCCGGAAGAGUGGCAACGCUCGUCGAAGAUAAAGACGGAAUCACGUGGGGCAAAGCGUUCCUAGUGUCCGCCGAAAACAAAGCAGCUUUGCCCUACCUCAGCAACCGGGAGUGCCAACUUGGCGGCUACAAAACAUACACCGUGUACUUCUACCCUCGUCCAGCGUUCUCGCCAGCAACCAGCCGCAGUUUCCCAGAUAAACGCAAUGCUUUACUGUACAUAGCCGUGCCGGAGAAUAGACAUUGGCUCGGCGCGGCGCCCCUGCCGGACAUAGCGAAGCAGAUCAUCGAGUGCCGUGGCUCAUCUGGAUCUAACGUGGAAUACCUGUUGAGACUAGCGGAUUUCAUGCGCGAUGAAAUCCCGGAGGCUUUAGACGAGCAUUUGUUUUCUUUAGAGCGGCUGGUGAGGAAAUUCGCGGCCGAUAUGAAAGUGUGUUUGAAGAGUCUGAUGCGGGAGGAGAAGGUUGAUGAAAAAGAUGAGAAGCCGGCAGUUCCGAGCUUCCAGUACGCUUCGAGGGUGCCAGAGAAGAAAUUGCGCUGUGUUAAUAUGUGAUAGGUGUGUGUGAAAGUGGGCACGGAGACCUUGUUGUGGAUUAUCUGUAUGCUAUGAUUGUAGAGUGCGAUUCCGUUUUGCGUAAUGUAGUACGUAAAUAUUUUGCCGGAUUUCUUUAUUUGCGAUGUGGAACGUCGCAGGCAUUGUUAUUCGUCGUCAUUACUUAAAACGAAACGUGGAAAACGCUAGAAUGAAAAGGCAUAUUACAUUGGCAUGCUGAGCGUGCUAAUUAAUGCCUUUGUUUGAUAAAACAUAAUACUGAUGAUUUGAAAUCAACAGCCACCAGUAACAAUAGGGUGGCGCCCAAAUAUUAUACUUUAUAUUUUGGUCGUCCGUGUCAUCUCAAAACAAUGUGAUGUUUAUAUCUGUGUUAACAAAACUUCUUUUAUUUACCCCACAUAUUGAAAAGGUAAAUAUUGUAUUCUUUACAUUACAAAAUCACUUACCUUAUUAACAUUUUUCAAGUCACUGACU
This is a messenger RNA of Amyelois transitella, 1461 nucleotides long. Its product is annotated as putative glutathione-specific gamma-glutamylcyclotransferase 2. Bases 223 to 987 code for a protein of 254 amino acids. The record is from RefSeq and is a predicted model, not a curated record. The transcript is spliced from 3 exons. Gene Ontology annotation, biological process: glutathione catabolic process. NCBI's taxonomy places the organism in Eukaryota, Metazoa, Arthropoda, Insecta, Lepidoptera, Pyralidae. Gene Ontology annotation, molecular function: gamma-glutamylcyclotransferase activity; glutathione specific gamma-glutamylcyclotransferase activity. Gene Ontology annotation, cellular component: cytoplasm.